Camarhynchus parvulus is the source of this 1103-nucleotide messenger RNA. RefSeq names its product cytochrome c oxidase assembly protein COX18, mitochondrial. The record is from RefSeq and is a predicted model, not a curated record. Gene Ontology annotation, cellular component: mitochondrial inner membrane. Gene Ontology annotation, biological process: protein insertion into mitochondrial inner membrane from matrix; mitochondrial respiratory chain complex IV assembly. Gene Ontology annotation, molecular function: membrane insertase activity. Lineage: Eukaryota; Metazoa; Chordata; Aves; Passeriformes; Thraupidae.
GCACGGCGGCACCGAGGGCUGGUACGAGUGGGCGGCGCGGUCCCCGCCCGUGCACUGGGCCGAGGGCGGGCUGGCGGCGCUGCAGGAAGCCACCGGGAUGCCCUGCUGGGCCGCCAUCGCCGGCGGGGCCGCCUUGCUGCGCACCGCCGUGACCCUGCCGCUGGCCGCGCAGCAGGGGCGGCUGCUGGCUAAGCUGGAAAACCUGCAGCCUGAGAUUAAGGAGCUUGCCCAGCGCCUUCGCUAUGAAGUUUCAGUGCGUGGAAAGCAGCUGGGCUGGUCUGAAAAGGUGGCCAGGUCCCACUUUGCCCGGAACAUGCGGAGGAUUGUCACGGAGCUGUACAUCCGGGACAACUGCCACCCCUUCAAGGCCACCCUGCUGCUGUGGGUGCAGGUGCCCAUGUGGGUGUGCGUGUCCCUGGCUCUGCGCAACUGCAGCGUCGGUGCCCUGGGCUCUGAAGUGCAAGAACAGUUUUCCUCAGGAGGGGCACUGUGGUUCACAGACCUCACGGCACCUGAUUCCACGUGGAUUUUGCCAGUGUCCCUGGGGCUGGUGAAUUUGCUGGUGGUGGAGAUCUUUGCUUCCCAAACAAAAAUGCCAGUUUCACGGAUCCAGAGGCUUGUCACCAACUUCUUCCGCGCGGUGUCCGUGGUGAUGAUCCCUAUUGCUGCCACAGUGCCCUCUUCCAUGGCGCUGUACUGGCUGUCCUCGAGCCUGGUGGGACUGUCCCACAACCUCGUGCUGCGCUCUCCCGCCUUCCGCCGCCUGUGCCGCAUCCCCAGGACCCCGUCCCAGUCGGACACGCCCUACAGGGACAUGCUGGCUGCCUUGGCCACCAAGUACAGCUUCAGGAAACACCUCUGAGCUCCAGGAGGAGCUGCCUCAGCAGUGAAGUCAUGCUGUUCUAGUGAGAUGUACUUAUUUGCUGUAUAUUUAUUUUCCAAAUAAAACGCUGACUGGCCACGAGGAAGGAUUGGUCAGCAAAAAUGUGUCUUUACUGGGAAGCUUUGUUUCAAGGGGGUCCUUUUGCAGCUGCAAUAGUCCAGAAAUCCAGGUUGGUCUCCUGAAUUAUCAUAAGAAAGUGGCCAGGUGAGUGUUAAAUAAA